Messenger RNA from Hemicordylus capensis (graceful crag lizard), 814 nucleotides. It is a transcript of the gene FAM162A, whose product is annotated as family with sequence similarity 162 member A. Bases 143 to 619 code for a protein of 158 amino acids. Gene Ontology annotation, cellular component: mitochondrion. The record is from RefSeq and is a predicted model, not a curated record. Gene Ontology annotation, biological process: cellular response to hypoxia; positive regulation of release of cytochrome c from mitochondria; neuron apoptotic process. Lineage: Eukaryota; Metazoa; Chordata; Lepidosauria; Squamata; Cordylidae. The transcript has 5 exons.
UCGGAGCAAGCCAAGGCCCGCCCCCCCGAUAGUCACUGCCUGGUCUGUCCUUGCGCGGUGUUCGAUAAGAACGAAGAGAGGUCGAGAGUAGACAUCGGUAAGAGAAGACCGCGGGAAAGAAGCCGCAGGUCAGCGCGGGACCAUGUCGGGUCUUGCGGUCUCCGCCGGUGGCAGAGUUGUUAGAGGUUUGGACAAAAAAUGUUUUUCUGUUUUGCAAGUGACUAACCGGCAGUGGAUGAUGAACAGAACGUUAUGCAAUAAAGCCCACCAUGAGGACAGCACACAGAAGCCAAAACAAGAGGCUUCAGGAUCCUUGUUCAGAGUCCCAGGAUACAAGCCCACUGACUGGGAUAAGAAGAUCUUGCUAUGGACGGGCCGUUUCAAGAAAGUAGAAGACAUACCAGAAACUAUGUCGUUUGAGACGAUCGACGCAGCAAGGAACAAGAUGCGUGUGAAGAUCAGCUAUGGAAUGAUCGCUCUGACAAUCCUGGGCUGUGUAAUCAUGGUUAUUUCAGGAAAACAGGCUGUUAAAAGGCAUGAAUCCCUCACAAGUCAGAACUUGGAGAAAAAAGCGCGCUGGAGAGAGGAGGCUGCUCAGAGUGCCUCUGCUAAGCCCUAAUCCAGAGGAAGAAGAUCUGUCACCUUUGAAUUGGGAAGGAGGAUCAGCUGGAGGGAUGUAUUUUCAUUAGCCAAUUCCACUUUUGAGAAGGAACAAAUGAAAUUAUUUUGUAGUGAUGCUCCUACUAUGAAAUGCCUGUUAAUAGCUUUUAAAGAAGACUAUGAGAUUGUCACGCAUUAAAUCCAGUGUUCUUCA